AUGCAGAGCGCCCUCAGCGGCGAGAGUGAAUCGGUAUAUACUGCAUGUAGUCAAACACACGUGCGCGCCGAGUCCAUCGAGUGGACUUCAUUUACAUCCAGGGCCGAUGGCGUACCCCGAGACUCCGCCGACGAAGAAACUGGGAUCAUCGGACAACUACAGCACGCCUCCGAGCGAGGAGGACUUCGAAGCGCCAAGGGAGCCGAAAAAGGCAUCCGCUCCACGCAGCCCGCUAUCACCAUCAUCGCUCAACACGGGCAGAGCACCUUCCGGAGCACGGGCAUUGACAGUGGUGGCGGCGACAACCAGACUGGGAGCGCUGGCUGGUGCGGCGCCGGACGCGCUGCGAGGGAUUUCAGCGCGGAGGGCGCGGGAGAGAAGUACUUCGGACUCCGCUUGAAGAUUCCGGCGGACAAACUCGCAGCGACACUCCAACGCCUGGUGGAGGAGGACGGGAGCCUCCUCGAACCGCUCCCCCCACUCUGUGGCAUUGACGUCAGCCCAGGCUACCCCGGCGUCAUCAAGGCGAAGGGCACAUUUGGCCUGGACGAGGGCAGGGUGGUCCUGCGCGUCCACAAUAGCAACAAGCCGAACGUGUGCGUCAGCGAAGGAGCCAUCCCCGUGACGACGAGAACGCCACCUUUCAAGGUGCCGGCAUUCGCCAUCGGUCCCCCACGCGCGGGGAAGUUAAUGCUUCGUAACCAGAACAACGCAAACGCGCUCAAGAAGAAGAACAAGAAGAACUGA
Molecule: messenger RNA, 747 nt
Organism: Ectocarpus siliculosus
Lineage: Eukaryota; Phaeophyceae; Ectocarpales; Ectocarpaceae
Source: the annotation of a GenBank genome assembly